UUGUAACUUUUCUGAAUGGGAUUUCCUUAAGUUCCAAGACUCGUUUCGGCUGAUGCAUCAGUUUAUUAGAAAUUUGCGACUUUCGGCCAGUGAAGAAACAUUUGCACUUGGAGAACUUACUAAGUGGCAGACAUAUGGAAUACAGUUUUUGCACGGCACAACACUCGGUAUGGAAAUUGUAAAAGAGCUUAAAAAAGAAUUAAGAACAAUAAGUAAACAUGUAUUAGCUGUUGCCCAACAUAACGACGAAGCUUUCGAAAACAUACAAAGGGCUCUAAAUGACAUACAAGAUGCUUUUGAAAAGGCAGAUGAAAAGUAUUUGAGCUUAAAAAAACAAGUUGAAACAAACUAUGAGCAGCAUAAAAAGGAGACACUUGCAAGCAUGAAAAAUAUGAAAGACGAAAUAGCUGAAAUCGAAUGUCAAAGUCAGCGCUCAGCCACAAGCAUAUCAAACUGUAGAAAUGAAUUAGAAGAAGUGCAGACAUGCGUUUCAGAAAUAAGAACUGAACAGCGAAGAGAAAAUGCAGAAAUAAAGAGCCAUGUUUCUGAUCUUAAUGCAAAGUUGGGAUAUUGUAAUACUGAAAUAAACGACGUUAAACAAAGUAUGCAAGAUAUAUAUGACAAUGUUUCCAGCAGCAAAAAAGAAAUUGAGGCUAUUAAAGUUCAUUUGUCAAAUGAUAGGCCUCGUGAUCAAUUAUUUUUUUAUCCACCAAACAGAAUUGCUAGUUUUGUUGGAAGAAAAGAAGAAUUGAAACAACUACAAGAAAGGUUUUUUGAAAAAAAGUAUGGCUGCAAUAUGCAAAUUUUAUGUGGACUAGGAGGAGUAGGAAAGACAACAUUGUCUAUUGAAUACGCUUGGAAUUCCCACGCCUUGUAUCCUGGUGGUGUGUUUUGGAUGUCUGCAGAAACAAAUGAAUCUCUGGAAGAUUCAAUACAAAAGAUAGCUCUUGAUACUGAUAAUGUCGGAAAUGAUGCAAAGGAAUCGAUGCGUAAAACGCUAAUUUGGCUACGUGGACUGCAACAGAGAUGGCUGCUUGUAAUAGAUAAUUUAGAUAUGGAAGAAAUCAAAGGAAAUGUCAAAGAAUUGGUUCUAGGUGCGUGGAGACAUAACUCAAAUGGUCAAACCAUAAUCACUUCAAGAAGAGAGGCCAAUAAUGCUGAGGAGGAGUUUUAUGUCCAAGCCGACGACUGCAUAACGUUGGAUGUAUUGACAGAAAAGGAAAGUUUACAUUUCAUUACAACUCGCACGGGUCUUCAAAUUAACAAUGAUGAAAAUGCAAUAUGUUUAGUACAUGAACUCGGUGGAUUACCUUUAGCACUGGAACAAGCAGCGGCUCAUAUCAAAGCAUUGUCAUGUACUUACAAAGAGUACUUCAAUAAAUUUAAAGAACAAAGAUUGAAAUUGCUUAAAGCAAUCAGACCACCUUUUGAAUUGUCAAAGGAAAGACAAGCGGUGCGAACAACAUGGCAACUGAACUUUGAUUACAUUUUGAAACAGUCAGAGCAUGAAGGAUUGGGAAAUACUGCAGUCACCAUCGUUGAAAUAUUAGCAUAUUUAUAUGCAGAAGAUAUACCUUUUUGUGUCAUUAAUACAGGAACACCUAAAAUAUGCGAUGAAAAUUUAUCACAGGUUCUCGAAGAUCCACUAGGAAAAAAGCAAAUUAUUGAAAUCCUCACACGAUUUUCCCUCUGUUCAAAAAAUGCUGAAGUAUUGAGUAUGCAUCGAUUAGUUCAGGAAGUUAUGAGAGAAGAAGUUCAGAACUCAGAACGAACGCAUUUCAUUUUACAGUGUGCAAUUAGAAUGGUUAAUAAAGCUUUAAGCGAAGCGUCUUCACCAAAUGAUGCAGUCAAAGAAGAAAACGUCGGCAAGAUAUCUUUGCAUAUGUGGGGUAAGUUGGCUCUUCAAGCAAAUGCGUUAAGGGCAUACAUGAAUCAAUAUGCAGCACAAUCCCCAGAUAAUCCAGAUAGUUGUUUGAAUGCCGAAUCCCUAAAACUUUUACAAACAUGUGCAAUUUACCACAGUUUUUACCAAAGGCAAGACGAAGCUUUAGUCUGUCAAAAUCAUAUGUUAGGGAUUAUAACAUCAAGUGAGAUAUCAGAACGCGACUUUCAUGCACUGACAUCAAUUAAAAUUCCCAUUUUAAAUAGGGAAAGGCUUAUUAUACAGUGUGGAAUAACAUUAGAUUCAAAUGAUGAACAGAGCAGCAAUACCAUAGAGGACACAGAAAUGUUACGACAAGAAGGUAAUACUGCUUACAAAGAACUGAGGUUCCAGGAUGCCAUACAAUAUUAUUCAAAGGCCAUAAGUUUAAAACCUAAAAAUUCAAAUCCAAAACUGUUUGCAAAUAGAAGUAUAACCUUCUUAAAAGUCGGCAAUUACGAAAAUGCAUUACGUGAUGCAAUGAGCUGUAUUGAGCUAGAUCCGACGUUCUGGAAAGCAUAUUGCUGGAAAGCUCUUGCCCUUGCUGGGUUAGUACAAAACGGUAUAUUAAACAAGUCUUGGUUAUCUGUUGGUGAGGCAGCGGCCUCUGUAGCUGGAUUUGGAAAUAAACAAUGCCUAAACAUCGCUGAAAUAAAGGUAGAGUAUCCUUUGGUUUUGUACCAUAUAGUAGAUAAUGUACACGAAUUUCGUAUGUUGCUAAAUUGUCCAUCUAAGAAAACAAUACUUCUUCGGAAAGGAAAAUACAGCCUUUUAGGAGCUACGUCAUCAAUUUCAAGAAGUGUAUGUCUUAUUGGUGUUGAAAAUGAUGUUGAAAUUAUCAAUGCUGACGCUUUAGUGAUCAGUAAUCCAUAUGCAUUCUUAUGCAAUUCAAUAGAAUAUUGUGCAAGUACCAUUGAUGUAUAUUUCGAAAAUGUUUGUUUCCCGGCAGAUUCAGGUUCAAUAGCCGUUAGCCUACGUGCGAAUGUAGCAUGCUAUAAUUGCCGCUUUAGUAAUGGCAAAAAGGGAUGCGAAAAUUUUCCAAUUUGUGAUGGAGGAACAGGGUGUGUUAACAAGAGUAAAACUGAAUGUAAAAGGGAAAGUGAAACUGCAAAUGAAAUGGACGGUCUAUUUUCAAAUUGGUGAAGUAGG
This is a messenger RNA of Ruditapes philippinarum (Manila clam), 3070 nucleotides long. RefSeq lists its product as uncharacterized. The transcript has 2 exons. The coding region runs from base 53 to 3064 and encodes 1003 amino acids. NCBI's taxonomy places the organism in Eukaryota, Metazoa, Mollusca, Bivalvia, Venerida, Veneridae. The record is from RefSeq and is a predicted model, not a curated record. Gene Ontology annotation, molecular function: ADP binding; Hsp90 protein binding.